Staurois parvus is the source of this 610-nucleotide messenger RNA. The record is from the annotation of a GenBank genome assembly. NCBI's taxonomy places the organism in Eukaryota, Metazoa, Chordata, Amphibia, Anura, Ranidae.
UGGCAGUUGAAUGAAAACUUUCACAGAUAUUUUAGAGACCUUAUUUUAUUUUUGUCUGAGCUGUCUUCAUUUUUGCUCUUUCCUAGACAGAGUAAAGGUCAAGCUCAUCUGUGGAGAUAUCUCUUCAUACGAUGACGUCCGAGAGGUCCUGAGUGGAAGCCAUCUGGUCAUACACACAGCUAGCCUGGUGGAUGUCUGGGGACGGGUACCACCAAGUAAAAUCACUGAAGUCAAUGUGACAGGAACAGAGAAUGUUCUGAGAGCGUGUGAGGAGGAAGGUGUCCAAUACCUGGUCUAUACCAGCAGUAUGGAGGUUGUGGGUCCAAAUAUCCAUGGAGAUCCAUUCUUCAGGGGUAACGAGGACAUGGAAUACAAAGUGUAUCACAACCAGGCUUAUCCCUUGAGCAAAUCCAAAGCUGAGAAGAUUGUACUGGAGGCCAAUGGAAGGAAGAUGAAGGAUGGAAGAACACUUUACACUUGCUCCCUGAGGCCCACAGGGAUAUACGGUGAGGGCCACAUGCUAAUGAAGGAGUUCUAUGAGCAAGGGUUGCGUACAGGACGCCGCGUGUUCAGAAUCAUCCCCUCCUCCACAGAACACGGCAGAGUUUAC